Messenger RNA from Fragaria vesca subsp. vesca, 2416 nucleotides. Its product is annotated as DEAD-box ATP-dependent RNA helicase 28-like. Gene Ontology annotation, molecular function: ATP binding; nucleic acid binding; RNA helicase activity. Bases 1 to 2250 code for a protein of 749 amino acids. Lineage: Eukaryota; Viridiplantae; Streptophyta; Magnoliopsida; Rosales; Rosaceae. The transcript is spliced from 20 exons. The record is from RefSeq and is a predicted model, not a curated record.
AUGGCCCCGUCUUUCGUCUUCGAACCUCCGAGCGAUGAAGAAUACUCAGAGCCAGAAGAGCAAGACUACUCCGACGCCGAAGACGAAGACGAAGAAGAACAAGAAGAAGCAUCUCUAAAACCCUCGCGUCCUCCUCGCACAUCUCAGUCCCCAUGGGACUUCGCUGCCUACUCCGAAACCGUCGCCGAAGAACACGCUCGCCGGAGCACCACCUCCGUCGACGAGAAGAUAUCCAAGGCCCGCCAGCAACUCGCCGUCCCUCUCCCCGACCCGGACGACGCUUCUAGCUCCGGAUCCGAAUCCGAUAAACAAGAAGAUUAUAAACCGGAAGAUGAGGAAGACGACGGUGCUACGAAUGCCGCUGAGAAUAAGCCUUUCUUUGCUUCGUCGGACGGCACGUCGUUUCAUGCGAACUCGUUCCUGGAGCUCAAUUUGUCGAGACCUCUGCUCCGGGCCUGUGAGAAAUUGGGCUAUGCCAAGCCCACGCCGAUUCAGGCAGCAUGCAUUCCGCUGGCUUUGUCGGGACGUGAUAUAUGCGGAAGUGCCAUUACUGGUUCGGGGAAGACGGCUGCUUUUGCAUUACCUACACUGGAGAGAUUAUUGUUUCGCCCGAAGCGGGUUCCUGCCAUAAGAGUCCUUAUUCUGACUCCUGCGAGAGAACUGGCAGUACAGGUUCAUAGUAUGAUUGAGAAACUUGCUCAAUUUACUGAUAUCAGAUGUUGCCUGGUUGUUGGAGGUCUUUCACUAAAGGUCCAAGAGGCAGCCUUGAGAUCAAUGCCAGAUAUCGUCGUGGCUACCCCUGGACGGAUUGUAGAUCAUUUACGAAAUUCUAUGUCUGUGGAUUUGGAUGAUCUUGCUGUUCUAAUUCUUGAUGAGGCAGAUCGCCUGCUGGAAGUGGGGUUUAGUGCUGAAAUUCGUGAGCUGCUUCGUGUAUGCCCCAAAAGGAGACAAACCAUGCUAUUUUCAGCUACGAUGACUGAAGAAGUUGAUGAACUUGUCCAGCUUUCUCUCACCAAACCACUACGCCUUUCAGCUGACCCAUCUGCCAAACGGCCAGUGACACUAACUGAGGAGGUGGUUCGGAUACGACGUAUGCGUGAACUAAACCAGGAAGCAGUUCUACUUGCACUGUGCACAAAGACAUUCAAACAAAGAGUGAUCAUAUUCAGUGGCACAAAACAAGCUGCACAUAGGUUGAAGAUCUUAUUUGGGUUAGCUGGCUUGAAAGCCGCUGAGCUUCAUGGAAAUCUCACUCAAGUCCAGCGCCUAGAUGCAUUGGAACUUUUCAGGAGGGAAAAGGUUGACUUUUUGAUUGCCACAGAUGUCGCUGCUCGUGGUCUUGACAUAAUUGGUGUUGAAACAGUUAUAAAUUAUGCAUGUCCACGUGAUCUUACAAGCUAUGUUCAUAGAGUGGGUCGUACAGCAAGAGCUGGAAAAGUAGGAUGUGCCGUGACUUUCGUGACUGAUACUGACCGAUCUCUGUUAAAAGCAAUUGCAAAAAGAGCGGGUUCAAAGCUGAGGAGUCGAAUCGUUGCCGAGCAGUCAAUUACUAAGUGGUCUCAGAUAAUUGAGCAAUUGGAAGAUCAAGUGGCCACAAUUCUUCGAGAAGAGAGCGAAGAGACAGCACUAAGAAGAGCUGAAAUGGAAGCAACAAAGGUAGAGAAUUUGAUUGCACACAGAGAUGAAAUUUAUUCACGCCCUAAAAGGACCUGGAUUGUGACUGAAAAGGAGAAGAAGGAGGUAGUGAAGGCAUCUAAGGCAUCUGGUGAAAGAGAAAAACAUUCUGGACGCGAGGUGAUCAGUGCCGAACAAGCGGAAGAACUGAAAAUGAAAGAAAAGAGGAAACGAGAGCGUGAGAAAAAUUUACCGCGUAAGAAGCGCCGAAAUUUGGAAGCUGCUAGAGAAAUGUUGGAGGAAGAAAAUCAAAAUCGAAAGUCAGAAGUAUCUGCAUUCAUCUUGGGUAGUGGAACGACCAAGGAGAAGACAGGAGUGAAACUUGUUGACUUGGGUUACCGACGGGCAAAAGCUGUGAAGGCAGCAAAUAAGGCAUUGGAUACUGGCAAGAUUGUAAAGAAGGACAGCAAGAAAUCUAAUCGUCCUCCGCAAAGGACCCAGUCAAGGACAGAGGAGAUGCAGGACCUAUUCCAGAGUGAUAUGAGUCUAGGCAAACAGAACCGAAAAAGUGGUGGCACAGGAAAGAAAAAGUCCAAGAAUUCCUUCAAAAGCAAGUCAAGGUACAAACGAAGAUAGUUCCAUGGACCUCACUGGUGGAAUGGUGUAUUCCAUUAAUGUAAUUUAUCUUCUAUAGCUUUUUUUGAUAUUUUAAUUUCUGUGUAAUUUUUUCAUCUUUUUCGUUAUAUUUGUUUAGACCGAUAUAAGGUUUCAGUGUAUUGGGCGGCAGUUAUGCCCAUUUAUC